GUUUUGUUCCGUGCGGGUCUGUGCAUUGCGCGCGGCCGCUGCUCGCGCAGUGUCAGAUGUCACAUCACGGAUGACAUCUUCGUCGAGAUCGUCGUCUUCGCGCUGCUGCUGCAUACCGUAUCCGGUUCGUCGCGAAACAAUCGCCGCAAACAAACAAACGCGCAAACAAAACACGCUCGACACACAACACGACCGGAUUGUUCAAUUAUUCCACGUUCAGUGCGGCAUAAAUACACGAAAUGAAGAUGUGUCUGCCACAGCGGCUUGAAUGGUGAUUGUGUUCGAUGCGUGCGGUGUGAAAAUGAUCGAUUCCGAUCCAGCCGCGAGUCUGCGAUCGGCGUCGUCGUGAACCGGAAGACCGGAAGGCCGGAAACGAUGACGAGCACACCGAAGACUGCCGGCAAGCAUGUACCACAAGAAUGCGAGAGUGCGUCGCCGUCCCCGCUGGCGGGCGGGCAUAAAGCCUCGUUCAAGAACACCAAGAGCACGAAGCUCGCAAGGCGUGCGAGGUCGUUCAAAGACGAAUUCCUCGAGAAGAUCUCGGCGAUGCGGAGUCCGGGCGGGAUUGGCGUACGCAGUGCUUCGCCAAAAGGACGACCAAUCAAACAUCAUGAGCAGGAUGUGGAUCAUGCGCAUGCGCAGGCGCAGAUUGUCUUGCGGGCGGAUAAAGGACCUGCGCAUGAGUUCGAUGCAUUAGCCAAACAGAUUCAAGUCACUUUGAAGCACUUCCUCGAUGUGAUUUCCAAGAAUAAACUCGAGAUGUUACCCGGUAAUGGUACAAUCGUCCUGGAUACAGUCUGGCAUAUAAAUUUAUUGGUCAAGUCUUCAAUGGGAGAUGAUUAUAGUCCGAGUGUACGCUCAGCAACGCACCGAAUGUAUCAAAGUGUAGCGCGUUUGAUAAAACUCUGCGACGAUGCCCUCUUGGACACAUCAUGUUUAGAAGAGAAAACCGUCGCUGAAGUUGUCCAGGUCGUAGAGGACUCUGUAAAAGAUUUAAUACGUUUGUGUCAGGAGCGUAUCGCGCAUACGCAUGCGCAUGUCACGCACAAUGCGCAUAAAUCCACCGCGCGUAAUAGUUACGCCAAUAUCAGCACCGAUAUGAAUUCACAGCGGAAUUCUUUACCGGACAUUCCGUUAACACCGCGCGAACGCGAGAUAUUGGAACAAACGUCGCGGAAUCCCGGCAUGGUUCGUGGUAGUCAUAGUUCUGAAUCUAUUUUGCGUGAUUCUACGCCUCCGCCGAAGCCGCCAUUGCCGGGUGCAGGUACACCUCCGCCGCCAUUACCGCCGAAGACACGGCAGCGGAUUGGGCAACACGCGCGCCAUCUUGAGUUUGAUACUUUUAACUCUAGUUUAGAGCGGGUUUCGUUGCAUUCGCGGUCUCCGGAGGAUUCUAGUUCGUUGUUGUCUGCCAGUGGAGGCAGUAUGGACUCGGUGCUCAAUCAAAGCCGGGAAGAGGAGGAAAUAUCAGCUUUAAUGGACCAAAACGUAGAUGAUAGUGAUACGGCUUUAGAGAAUGAUUUACACGAUAUUGAAGAUGGUAAUUGCUAUGGAUCAAACGGUAACUGCAACUGGGAUGACACAAGCGAUAAUUGUUACAUCACACUAACAAACCAGCGGAAUGAUCAUCACGUCAAUCAUUUCCAGUAUAAUCGCUUGUCAAAUACAGAUUCGGGUAUUGUUUCCAUAGAUUCACAAUCCCAGCGGAAUUCUAGUUGUUCCAAGCGUAGUUCUCAACAGAGCACGCAUUGGUCACACAGCACCACGACGAAAUCCUCAUCAAUAACUUCCUCAUCGCUAGAAAUGACAAAAUCCGAGAGUGUAGUUCAAAAUUUAAGUCAGGUAGUUGAAACUACAUCAUCUACAACAAGCAGUAGUAUUUCUACAAUGAGUAAGAACAGUCUCAUGUUGCAAUUGGAUGAAGUUGAUGGUGGAUUGCUACCUUAUGAUGAAAACACCCCGCCAGCGAUACCCAUGAAGACACGCCGGAAUAAAGAGAGGUUACCUUCACCCUAUGAUAACGUACCAGAAGUUUCAGACGGUGAAAAGAUUGUAACAUGUCUAAUGCAUCAGUCCCAGCAAUCCCUAUCGACAAGCGCGAGUAUUUCCAGCAGUAUCUGCGUGGACAACGGCAAACCGCCGCCGUUACCACCCAAAAAGAAACAUAUGUUCCAAUCGGUGGCUUACUCCGUCAUGGCUUACAUGGAGAUGUUCGGUAAUUGUUCGCACAACAACGAUCAAGAGUUCAUGCGGCAUUCUAUGCAUGUAGCGUGGCCGCCGUCACCAACGCCACCUGGUUUACCCACGACGCAAUCGUGCUCGUUUGCGCAUACGACCAGUCGCACUGCGCACUCGCAGAUGCAUUCGCUUAUCGUUGCGCAUCCAUCAGGAGAUUCUAGUCCGAUAUCUUCACCAAUGAAAUCUCCUAACCUCCCACCAACACCGCAAAGUGCUGGUAUAACUGGUUUGCCACCAGCGCUACCGCCGAGGAAAUCACGCAAUAGUUACAAAUCGCCGCCAUCGACACCACAAAGCACUAUAAGUAGUGUACCGGAAAUAAAAACACCAGUUGAGCCAUUGCCGGAUCUUCUGGAGAACACACCAAAGUCGGAAGAUGAACAAAAAGAUGAGGAAACAGAGUUGGACUUGAUGGAAGAGACGGAUAUAGCUAAAUAUCUCAUCAGGAAGAAACCGGAAGAUGAUGGUUAUGAUAUACGUGGCGGGACGAUAGAUGCGUUGAUUAUCGAAGCUACCAAAGGCAGUAAAUCAGAAGAUAAGGAAACAGGUUAUUCAUAUCAAGAAGCAUUUUUAACUACUUAUCGCACAUUUGUCACGCCGUUCGACUUGAUUGGUAAGCUGAUACGACGCUACAAUUACUUCUAUUGUCAGCCGGAUAAAAAACCGCGAUCGCGUGAAUCCUUCGCGCUGUUAGUACGCGUCGUCAACGACUUAACUGCGAAUGAUUUAGACUCCACUUUGCAACAAAAACUGAUGGAUUUCGUGCAGUUGUUGAUCACAGGCGGGGAAUUAACCCUAGCGAAAGCAUUGCGUGUGAAACUCAUCGAGAAACACUUGGCCAAAGAACUGUCACAACGUAAAGAUCAUCAUAAUACACUGCAUACGGUCGGUUUGCUUGGUCCGGGGUCUUGUACCAUAUUAGAUUUUAAGUCGGAGCAAAUAGCGGAACAAAUGACGUUGUUAGAUGCUGAGUUGUUUCAAAAAAUCGAAAUCCCUGAGGUUUUGAUUUGGGCACAAGAGCAGAAUGAGGAACGCAGUAAGAAUUUGACGCGUUUCACGGAGCAUUUCAAUAAGAUGUCUUAUUGGGCACGCACGCGCAUUCUGGAGUGCGAUGGUAAAGACCGCGAGAAGUACUUUAUGAAAUUCAUUAAGAUCAUGAAGCAUCUGCGGAAGAUUAAUAACUUUAAUUCAUAUCUGGCAUUGUUGAGUGCGUUGGAUUCUGCGCCUGUGAGGCGAUUAGAAUGGCAGAAACACGUGCAGGAGGGUUUGAAAGAAUAUUGUGCGUUGAUUGACAGCUCGUCGAGUUUCCGGGCGUAUCGACAAGCGUUAGCGAAUGCAUCACCGCCAUGUAUACCGUACAUUGGGUUAGUCCUGCAGGAUUUGACUUUUGUGCAUAUUGGAAACAGUAAUCUGCUGCCGAAUAACUAUAUUAACUUUUCAAAGCGAUGCCAACAGCAUAAUAUCGUAGAAAAUAUGAAAGAUUUCAAAAAAUGUUUAUCAAACAGUAGUACAACGUACACAUUCAAGAAAAACGAUCGAAUCAUCGCGUUCUUCGGUGAUUUCGAGCAGUACAUCAGCGAGGACGCGAUGUGGCAGAUGUCGGAGAACAUCAAGCCACGCGGCGGUAAAAAGACGGCGACUUAGUUGCAUCCGCACGCCUAAAACGCUUCAGAUUUAUCGUUUAUUUCCAUCCGUUGCUUUUAUUUGCGUAAAUUAGGUGCAAUAUUACCCCCCAAACAAAAAAAAAAACACAAACACGUGAAACAUAACCUACAACAUUAUGAAAUGUCAGAAAUAAUCACGUAACCUAACUUUUCAUUUACAAACAAACUAACAAACAUUACAAAGAGAGUGAUUUAAAGAUUGAUGAAUGUUUCGAACCAAAUGCAACGACUUAAAAUAUCAAAAACAAAACAAACAAAUUGGCAAAGCAAACGAAACUAAAUGUAAAUGAAUUUACACGUGCGAUAUUUUUGGGCAUGAGCGUACAUUUUCUAUUACACGAUUUUAUUUUUUGCUAAAAUCUAAAUGGAAACUAUUUAAAACGACGACUGAUUACUUCUAUUUGUACAUAUUAUAACCAAAAAAAGAGACAACACAUACAAAACAUAAACAAAACAUAAAAACAAAAGAGUGUAUUCAUCACACACACUCUUCUGUUUUACUUGUCAUUGAAACAUAAUUUAAUCUGUAAUCAUUAGUUUGAUUCCGCAUACGAUACAUAUUUAUGUGUGUGCGCGUGCGUGUGUGUGUGUGAUAAGCGAUGUCGCGUGUUAGUCAAAGUAAUAAACUAAUUCUAGAUGAAUAAGGGAAACCAGAAACAUUGUGCGAAUUGUGCAACAUUUGGUUUGGUGUGUGUCAUUUUUAUCAAAGCUUAUUAGCGCGGCGGGGCGCGGCGGCCAUUUUGUGUAUUUCCGUGCGCAUUUUUAUUUAUACUGGUUUUAUCGUCGAUUGUGUUUCGGAUUAAUGCGGAUUCUAUACAAGUUGUUCGCACUGUGAUAAUAUUUUUUAUACUAAACUAUAUAUAUUUUGUAAAUUCUGUUCAUCCGAACGCUUCUUACGUCAUUUUGUUUCCACGCCAUGGUUUUUACGUCGCACAUGAAACAAAAUAUGAUUAGAAGGCCUAAUUAAAGAUUAAGUAAGCUAUGUACACGUAGGACAAUGAUUAUAAGAUGAUGAAAAAAAGUAUUCUAGGCAAUUAGUCAAACUAUAUAUAUUACUAAGUGAAUUUUGUUUUUAAUUGUGAAUACGAUGAAUACUCAAUGAGAUGUAAAUGUUUCACUUUGUUCGAUUUAUCGAUGAUUUUUUAAAUGUUGCACACAAUAUUUUCUUGUGUGUGUGUGUGUUGUGCGUGUGAAAGUUAUAUUAUCGAUUGUUUGGGUUCAAUUUAUGCGCGCGAAUUUGUAACUUUACAUCGCACCACGCACCGGUUGAGAGUGUGAUUAGUUCAUUUGUCGCUUAAAACCUCAACCAAUAAAAAAAUCUAAUUGAAAUAUGA
This is a messenger RNA of Dalotia coriaria, 5236 nucleotides long. It is a transcript of the gene C3G, whose product is annotated as C3G guanyl-nucleotide exchange factor. Gene Ontology annotation, biological process: positive regulation of GTPase activity; Ras protein signal transduction. Gene Ontology annotation, molecular function: guanyl-nucleotide exchange factor activity. The record is from RefSeq and is a predicted model, not a curated record. The transcript is spliced from 13 exons. The coding region runs from base 376 to 3882 and encodes 1168 amino acids. NCBI's taxonomy places the organism in Eukaryota, Metazoa, Arthropoda, Insecta, Coleoptera, Staphylinidae. Gene Ontology annotation, cellular component: plasma membrane.